AGGAUGUUCGAUGCUACCGGGUCCCUUCUGUUACGAACAUAGGCUAUGAUGAAGCCGAUAUCAUGCCCCGGUAGCGAUGAUAUUGCCGCAUCGACGCCAGAACUCCGCGCGAAACCUCUUGCGGUUCGGUAUCGAAGCCCGGCCGUGACGCAAAGUGAAAAGCUGUCUAAUAGUGACAUGGCGGCACGACGUUGUCGCUCACCUCCACACGUGGCUACGGGACGCCCUCACUGGGGAAUGCGUAAAAUGCGAAGAAGACAUUCGGUUGACCUGUGUCAUUGUGGAGAAUGGGGUGGGCUCCCAAGAAUGCUCUUCGCGUCGCGACUUCGGAAGAACGCCUGCGGAGCUGUCAGAAUGAAAUAGACUAUCUGGUAGGGUGGCGCUGCUUGUGAGAGAGGACGACGCCGCGUGAACAUUGCAGUGUGGCCAAAGGCUUGCCGGUGGUUGUAGGACGGGAGUCGUCGCUGUCGAGAACAGCGGAGUCGAUCUACGUUGUACGACAUCAAGUUCGAAGCUGGAUCCCGGACAUAUCGCGCAAGUGAAGGGUGGCAGCCCAGAUUGGAUCGCGGAAGCCGGUCGCGGGAGGACGACUGCUUGGUCCGGGAACAGCGGCAGAAUGCGGUGAGGUGUUUGCCUUGGAUCGAAGCCAUGCCCGAGGCGAUAUGACCGGAAACGGCAACAGAUGUCAUGCGCAGACGUCGGGCGAGACAGCCUUGCCUCUCGUCUUGUCACCCCGUUCGUUUCUGUCGCUCCCGCCGCGCGACGUGCCGUCAUCAUCCUCGCCAGGCCUCCCAGCGACGGCCGGGCUGUCUCUCGUCUCUUUCUCUCAUACCCCCACCAUCCCUGCCGUGGUCUUACUUCACAGCUGUAUAUAAUCCACCUCACUCCUUUCUUUGUCUCCAUCCAUGUCGCUCACUUCAGGCUCCCGUCCCUCUCCUUUCACCUUACAAGAGUUCAGCGAGCUCGUCUGCUCUGCCUUCAACAUCAGUGAUGCAGACCUCACCUCGCGUCUCAACCAGCCCCUCCUUUCUCUCACUCCACCUUCUCCUCAUUCUCCUUCUCCUCCAGAUCGCAUACAGCCACCUAAUUUCCUCUCCAGAGGUCGCAGGGCUGGCGACCCUCGCCGCAGUCGCUCCUCCAGUUUGGAUGACCGCUCGCCUCUUUCGUCCCCAGCAAGGCCAAGAUCCCGUUCUGGAACGAUCAGCGCGCGCCGAAUGUUCCAACAAGUCCGCUCUCGAGCCUCAGCGUUGGUUCUGCGGUCACGUGAGCCUCCUGCUUCUCCCAGCAGACCCCCUUCCCCGGCUCCUUAUGAGCCCCUUCCGCGUCCCUGCCCGUCCCCCACUCUCUCCGCCUCAUCCUUCGUCCGCGCGCUCUCCCCGUGGAGCAUGCUUGACUCUACCGCAGGUCGUCCCAGCUCCCGAGCUCCCAGCCCUUCCCGCUCCCUGCUCACCCCCAUUCGCCGGAGCGUCAGCCCGACGCCUCUUCCUACGCGGCAGGCACAGUCGUAUGGUCCGUCGGUGUCGCGUUCGCCGACCACCGCCCUUCGUUCCUUCUUCGACGAUACCCCAGUCCAGUCCAAGCGCGCAUAUAGUCGCCCCGCCACCUCGGCGUCCGUCGUGCACCCUUUAUAUCGUGUUUCAACCUCUAAUAGUGUUCAAGAGGGUCUUCCCCACGAGUCCUUACCCUCUUUCUUCGAGGACACUGGCUAUCGGGUCGCGAAUCCCAGACCGCCUUCAUACUGUCGUCCCGUCCCGCCAUCCACCGCCAUCCACUCUCGUCUCCCGCCUCUGCGCAAGACGAAAAGCAGCGGUCGCGGACUCUUAGGUCGCGAAGAUCAUCAAUCAAGCGCUCGAAAGAUUGACGGACCUGCCAUGAGAGUGGGGUUCCAGGAUUUUGGGCUGUGGAACCAUCGCAAGGGCGAGAACAUGCCAUCGCCUUUGACACACCCGAGGGAUCCACCUCCUGUCCCUGCGUACGUGUACGAGCGACGGGGUAGCGCCACAAGUAACUCGACGGGAAGUACACGAUCGAGCUCAAGCUUGUCUCUUCGACUUUCCAGUCUUGUCGAGCUUGCGCUUCCGAGCAAAAUGCGCAUUCGCGGGCGUUCCAAAUUGAACCUGAAUACCACAUCCGGGUCGGAGGAGGCAUCCGCCGACUCGUCACCGUCGACUCUUUCGUCGGGCUCCCUACCGUCGACUCCGAGCUCCCCAAUCUCACCCUUCUCACCGAGUCCGGUAUCGACAGCACCAACCUUCCCAUCAUCCUGCUCGGUGUAUUCGAGCUGUUCCCCCCGCUCGGACGCGUCUUAUACCUUCCCUGCCAGGAAGUCGCCCGCCAUAACGCCGAAACGGGAUGGUCCCCCCUCAGCUUGGCCUUCACUGGUGUCCACGUCCUCGUCUUCCGGCCGACCUGCGACGAGUCCCUGCUCUCCCAAGUCUGCAUUCAAGCGAAACUCUAA
Dichomitus squalens LYAD-421 SS1 is the source of this 2458-nucleotide messenger RNA. RefSeq lists its product as uncharacterized. NCBI's taxonomy places the organism in Eukaryota, Fungi, Basidiomycota, Agaricomycetes, Polyporales, Polyporaceae. The transcript is spliced from 6 exons. The record is from RefSeq and is a predicted model, not a curated record. The annotation marks the transcript as partial.